Molecule: messenger RNA, 1644 nt
Organism: Choloepus didactylus (southern two-toed sloth)
Lineage: Eukaryota; Metazoa; Chordata; Mammalia; Pilosa; Megalonychidae
Gene: ETV4
Product: ETS variant transcription factor 4
Exons: 13
Coding region: 181-1644 (487 amino acids)
Biological process (GO): regulation of transcription by RNA polymerase II; cell differentiation
Cellular component (GO): nucleus
Molecular function (GO): DNA-binding transcription factor activity, RNA polymerase II-specific; sequence-specific DNA binding
Source: RefSeq, a predicted model, not a curated record
ACCAGCCGGUGCGUGGGGGACCCGGGGCCGGGGCUGUCUCACUCCGGCCUAACCCCGCGGCCCUCUCUGCCGGCCUGGGGGCAUGCUCCGGACCCUCCCGCCGCUCCAGCACCGACACCCCUGCCUCAGGUCUCGGCCCCCGCGCGGGGCCCCGGCCUUGCUGCGGGAGGGAGCGGCCGGAUGGAGCGGAGGAUGAAAGGCGGAUACUUGGACCAGCAAGUGCCCUACACCUUCUGCAGCAAAUCGCCUGGAAAUGGGAGCCUGCGCGAAUCGCUGAUGGUCCCGCAGGGGAAGCUCAUGGACCCCGGCUCCCUGCCGCCCCCCGACUCAGAAGAUCUCUUCCAGGAUCUAAGUCACUUCCAGGAGACCUGGCUUGCUGAAGCUCAGGUACCAGACAGUGAUGAGCAGUUUGUUCCUGAUUUCCAUUCAGAAAACUUAGCUUUUCACAGCCCCACCACCAGGAUCAAGAAGGAGCCCCAGAGUCCCCGCACAGACCCGGCCCUGUCCUGCAGCAGGAAGCCGCCACGCCCCUACCACCAUGGCGAGCAGUGCCUUUAUUCCAGUGCCUAUGAACCCCCCAGACAAAUCGCCAUCAAGUCCCCUGCCCCUGGUGCCCCUGGCCAGUUGCCCCUGCAGCCUUUUCCCCGGGCAGAACAACGGACUUUCCUGAGAUCCUCUGGCACCUCUCAGCCCCACCCUGGCCAUGGGUACCUCGGGGAGCACAGCUCCAUCUUCCAGCAGCCCCUGGACAUUUGCCACUCCUUCACAUCCUCUCAGGGAGGGGGCCGGGAACCCCUCCCGAUCCCCUACCAGCACCAGCUGUCGGAGCCCUGUCUGCCCUACCCCCAGCAGAGCUUCAAGCAGGAAUACCACGACCCCCUGUACGAGCAGGCAGGCCAGCCGGCCGGGGGUCAAGGUGGGGUCAGUGGGCACAGGUACCCAGGGUCAGGGGUGGUGAUCAAACAGGAGCAGACGGACUUCGCCUAUGACUCAGAUGUCCCUGGGUGUGCCUCAAUGUACCUUCACACAGAGGGUUUCUCUGGGCCCUCUCCAGCUCCAAGCGAUGGGGCCAUGGGCUAUGGCUACGAAAAACCUCUACGACCAUUCCCAGAUGACGUCUGCGUAGUCCCUGAGAAAUUUGAAGGAGACAUCAAGCAGGAAGGGGCUGGAGCUUUCCGAGAGGGGCCACCCUACCAGCGCCGGGGCGCCUUGCAGCUGUGGCAGUUUCUGGUGGCCUUACUGGAUGACCCAACAAAUGCCCACUUCAUUGCCUGGACGGGCCGAGGGAUGGAGUUCAAACUAAUUGAGCCUGAGGAGGUUGCCAGGCUCUGGGGCAUCCAGAAGAACCGGCCAGCCAUGAAUUAUGACAAGCUGAGCCGCUCACUCCGAUACUAUUAUGAAAAAGGCAUCAUGCAGAAGGUGGCUGGCGAGCGCUACGUGUACAAGUUUGUGUGUGAGCCCGAGGCCCUCUUCUCUCUGGCUUUCCCCGACAAUCAGCGUCCAGCUCUCAAGGCAGAGUUUGACCGGCCAGUCAGUGAGGAAGACACAGUCCCCUUGUCCCACUUGGACGAGAGCCCUGUCUACCUCCCAGAGCUGGCUGGUCCUGCCCAGCCUUUUGGCCCCAAGGGUGGCUACUCCUACUAG